CAAGAUGGCUGAAGCCAGGGUGGAUAUUCGUAAACUUUUGCAGUUUCUUGCUGGUCAGCAAGUGAACCCCACAAAAGCUGUUUGUAAUAUCAUUCAUAAACGUUAAGAGGAAUCCUAACUUUUUAUCACAAAAACUGAUGAAUGGCAAAUAAAAAAAUGAAUCUUGAUGGGAAGCAUGAGAAAGUUAUUUCAUACAACGGAGAAGUCAUUACAUUCCAGCUUUCUACAGUAAAAGCUGCUUCUGGUGGGACGGAGAAGGCUUCUCUCUGUUUCUACAGAAGAACUUUUCAGAUACUAUCUGGACAAUUUGUUGAAAAUUUCACAGGACAAUACAAUUUUUCAAGCAGUUAUUCAGUCAUUGAAUUUGUCUGUGUCAACUGUGUUGGAGACACAAGAACUGGUUUAACACUUCCUUGUGUUUUACUCAGACAUGGUAAAAAGAAAAAGAGCGCGGUGGCAAAAUGUCACUUGUUUAUGCUCCAUAGCUCAAAUGACCUUGAAUGUCGCCUUAAAUGGAAAGUGGACUUUGAAACAGUACAUGAUCUACAGAUGUGUGAUGGACCAACUGUUGUAUGGAGACACCAUAACCAGCUCUUUUAUGUUUCACCCCAAACUUCAGGGAUUUUAAAUGCUUCUAUCAAUAUUUCUUCCAUUCAUUGGGCUGGUGAACUAAAACCCAAAGGAAUAUUAAUAUUGGGAAUAACUGAUGAUAGUUUUCAAGAGAGUGGAGAUGAUGGAGAAAAUGUAAUUAAUCACCCAGAAAAGCAGUUUAUAGCAUAUUCUACUGAAGAACAAAAAACCAUGCCUGGUUCCUGCUUUCUUCCGAGUGCAUACAGCAGUGUUGUACGCUGCCUACAGGUGUGCACAAUGCACAUUAAGAAUGACAAAUACGAAACAUCAGUUGUUGCAGCAAGCAGUAAACAACUUAUCUGGUUCCAUAAUGGUGUCCCUAGGGAGGUUUGCCAACUUCCAUUUGAAAAUCCCUUCAAGUUACAAGUAGCUUUCACAAGCCGAGGGGAUUUGUUGUUUAUUGUUUCUUUUAUUUCUGGAGAUGUGUGUGCAAUAUGGAAGGACAGCUGGCAGAUAGCGGCAACCUGGCAUCAUGUGAGGUCCAUUCUAGUGGAUGAUUUCAUUGGCACUGGGUCAGACCAAUUGUUGUUGCUUUUUAACAAUAUUCCAGACAUGUCAGCUGACCAACAAAGAUUCCAAAUAACAGACUGCGGAGAAAUCAAUUAUCCAGCAGGUUUGCGUUCAGUUCAAGAAAUGCAGCAACAUUUACAAGUCAAGGAGAGGGUCCUAAAAUCAUCAUGUGAGACUUUAUUUGAUAUGCUUCAAGGGAAGGAAACUAUUUUGCACUGUGCAGAGGAGGAAGGUCUAGUUUCUCUCUGGGAUGAUUCGUUACAUAUUUCAUGCCCAUCUGAAUCAGAGGCUACAUCCCUAUCUACAGAUUCUGAAUGUUUUGUUGAAAAAAUUUGGCAUCGUGUUGUUGAUAACUUCUUUGUGAUUGGCGUAAAGUUAUAUCCAUCUAUAUAUUUAUCACUGAGCAACGUAGCCUUAUCACUUCUAAUGGAUGAAGAAAUAACUUCACUCUCCCCAGUUACAAAGUGUCAAACUAAUGUGCUAAAUAUGGCCAUUAGGUCCCUUUUUGACUAUAAUGCUUCCUACCAAACAGAACCUGUGGCUAAAAAGCAAAGACUUGACUCCCAUAACAAGGACAAUCUUUCAAGGGACAGUAAAGAAAGACCUUGCUCUUCAUCCUAUCAAAAUGAUUUGGAGCACACAGUAACUGCUGUCACAGAAUUGUCUCCUCUGUUAGCACUUAAUAACACUAGUUGUGUUCUGCUGCUACAUGCCAGAAGGGAAAAUCAACCUGACUCUAUACUAAAAAGGGAGAAGCUGACUGUUCCGUGUGGGAGAAUUUCUCUACGCCUUGAAGAGGUUUUAAAAGGAAACCAUACAGUAAAUGUAUUUGAACAUUGUCAAGGUGACGUAAAUUUGGAAAAUGUUUUGGCUCUUCUAUCAGCAUAUGAGAAACGCUCUUUUCGUAUCUGGUCUCCAGACUACACAUUGGUAUCGGUAAAAGCUUGGCUCCUGGGGCCAAUGCAGGGAAAACCUAUCAAGCAACUUCCUGAUUUAUUUUUUAGUUGCUUACCAGGGAGUCUUCAUGGUACUCUGUUUAUCUGGAUCCCAGGAACCCCCUGUGAAGGAACACUUACAAUAUUCUACAGGACUGAACCCGGCUUACUACAGUGUCUUUACAGUCUGAAAUGUGUUCUUCCUCCAACCUGUGUGGUAAAUACCAUAAGUGUAGGGGGCAAGUAUUGCUUGACUGAAAGCUUGGCACAGUCUAUGGAAGAGGAGUUGCUUGCCCUUAGGGGAUCUGCAUCAGCUGCAGCAAGUGAUGUUGAAAAAGAAAUGAAGCAAAGAUGUAUUAUGAAGACGAAAACCAGCAAUACAAUAGGUCCUUUAUCUGACACAAAGGAACGUGUACAGAAGUACAGGGAGGAACUUCAAUUUGAGCAGAAGCAAAGCAAAUUGGGAGUUCCGUUGACUACUAGUUGUAACAUGUACAGACACAUUGCCUUUAAUGUAGCCGAGAUUAAAAUGAAAACCGACACAAUUGCAUUUAAACUGGCUCAGUCAUAAUAUUUUAAUGAUCAUUACAAAAUUAUGAUUGGGAAUAAUAUUUUGUAUUAAAAAGAAAAAAGAAAUCUUA
This is a messenger RNA of Bombina bombina (fire-bellied toad), 2716 nucleotides long. Its product is annotated as Fanconi anemia group B protein. Gene Ontology annotation, cellular component: Fanconi anaemia nuclear complex. The record is from RefSeq and is a predicted model, not a curated record. Gene Ontology annotation, biological process: replication-born double-strand break repair via sister chromatid exchange; positive regulation of double-strand break repair via homologous recombination; interstrand cross-link repair. The transcript is spliced from 8 exons. Lineage: Eukaryota; Metazoa; Chordata; Amphibia; Anura; Bombinatoridae. The coding region runs from base 142 to 2646 and encodes 834 amino acids.